Dichotomopilus funicola is the source of this 2646-nucleotide messenger RNA. RefSeq lists its product as uncharacterized. Bases 1 to 2646 code for a protein of 881 amino acids. Lineage: Eukaryota; Fungi; Ascomycota; Sordariomycetes; Sordariales; Chaetomiaceae. The record is from RefSeq and is a predicted model, not a curated record. The transcript has 3 exons.
AUGGGAUCGCGCAAAGAACGUCCGCAAUCGUCUCCUGACAAUGACGAUGGGUGGGAAUACGAGUACUCGACAACAGAAACUGAGACCUAUUACUUAACUCUAGAUCUAUCGGUCCGCGACUUUCUCGAACGAAGAACGGACGAUGUUGUCCACAACACAAGAACCGGUUAUCGCGUAUGGUACAACCCCCUGUUCAACGCGCCUGAGCAACACGCCUCAAAUCCCGAUCUCCUUGACGAUAAAGACGCCGACGAUGGGGAACCUCCAGAACGAGAGGAGGUGGACCUCGACACAAUCGGCGCGCCGCAGCCGCAAGAACCGACCGAACCUGUAAUUGAUCCCUCGCUCGGCCGGCCGGCACAGAAACAAGACGUGUCGGACGCGAAUACAAGCAAUAAACCGGAAGAGGAAAUCCAAAUAUUAGGUCUUCAUUCCAAGGAGCCAAUCGUUUCAUACCGCAACCAUGUGUUUCGCGGGUCAUGGUGCGAAAAUAUUGGCACUGAGAUGAUCUUUUCGCGGCACGACGAGGCGACUCCUCUCCCGGCUCUGCGCCAUCUUCCCCACAAUAUGGAUUUGAUUGCGGCAAGCGCAACAAGGAUCAACUUCCAGGAGGCGACGUUGGUCUCAAAUGAGGCUGGCAUGGGGCGAGAAACAAUGUUCCUGGGUUUUGGCUAUACCGAAGAGGAUAUUCCUGAGCGGUACAAGCGAAACGGGGGGAUCUACGUCCACAUUGGCGGAGACAAGAGCGGCCAGCGACAACCGCAGGCGCACUUUCUGGAGGACCUCAUUGCGCUCAAACGAAAACGCGGGGAGACGGACGAAGUCACCGUCUUGCCGUUGGAGACACGGCAGAACAAACUCAUGGUCGAAGACGAAGAGGAGGAGCGGCGGCGGAGGAAGCAGCGGCAGGACCAUGCGAGGAACGUCAGAUGGCGCGACAAGCGGAGGGAGGAGCGGGAGAUGGGAAUUGGGUCGCCGGAGCGGGAUUACAUCCCGAGGAUGGGCGGCAGACGAGGGUGGCCGAAGAGGGCGAGGCGCGCUGCGCUUAUUCGAAGGGAUAGUGGUGCGAUCUCGCGCGGCAUCGUUUUCACCCUCUGGCUCCUACCACGCAUCCUCAAUCCAACACCACCAGAUGCCGAGGAACGCCAACGGGAUAAGCAAUGGGUUGAUAGUUCGCCGAGUUGGGUCGAUCGGCAGGCUUGCCGAUGGCUCGGCCUGUGCGGGAUACAACACAUUCGCUGGGAUGCGCCGUCGCUGGACACGCAGCGGCCGUCCACAAUGGACGAGCUCAGGUCGUUGGCCUUGAGUCUGAGCACAUUUUGGGUGUUUGGGGCGAGGCCUGGGUUCAGCGACUGGGAGACGGCCCCGGGCCGGCAGGACCGGAGACGAUCGCUUCAUACAAAUAAAGACGAGGGUGCGCGGAUACGGGAGGAUGUGCCGGACUACGUGCUGGACUAUGCGCCGUUGGUGCAUCUCUACUCGGGGGAGAAUUUCUGGCCCUCCGACAUUGCGGAGCAUGUUCAGCACAUUAAGCCGUACGUGAACGGGUCGAUGGUGAACACAACCGAGCCACUGGGUUUGCAGAACCUGGGGAGGUUGAACGCGCUGAAAGGGAACGUCCACGGGACCAGCGACGAUGACGUCGAGUCCCGCCCGGCGUGGCUCCACAGCCGAUUUUCGAUCCCGGGGCCUUUUGAAGACGAUGGAAACGAGGACGGGGAUGUAGAGGAACCGCCACACCGGCCAGAUGAUGAUACCUGGUGGCAGGACGUCGACCGCGAUCACCCACCCCAUCGCAUUGUGCCGCCUCGGGGGUCGCGUGCGGUCCGCCGGAGACGGUCACUGUCUGGGGAUCAACGGCCGAUCGUGUGGACCCCCCCAGAAAAUACAAAACAAGGUAUCAAGCCAAAUCCUAGCGGCUACUCCGAAGCGCCUGCCGUUCUAGUUCUUGUCGACAAGGGCUCCGGAAUUUUGGACGCCUUUUGGUUCUUCUUUUACAGCUACAAUUUGGGCCAGACGGUGCUGAACAUUCGCUUUGGGAACCAUGUCGGCGACUGGGAGCACUGCAUGGUACGUUUCCAAAAUGGCGUGCCGCGCGCCAUGUUUCUAAGCGAGCACGCCGGCGGCAAGGCAUACCUGUGGCAAGCACUUGAGAAGCGCGCGCAAAAGGACGGCAAGCCGGCGCGCCCCGUCAUUUACUCGGCCGUGGGCAGCCACGCGAUGUAUGCCAACCCCGGCAUGCACCCGUACGUUCUGCCGUUCAAGCUGCUCAAGGACAUCACCGACAAGGGCCCCUUGUGGGAUCCGUCGUUGAACAAUUAUGCGUACUGGUACGACUACGAAGUCAACCGGGACGAGCAACACAACGCCACGUUUGGCAGCGGAGAGCAAGAACAAACCAGCCUGGUCCCAGCGGCGUCGAACCCGGACCUGCCAACCUCGUGGUUCCACUUCGAAGGCACCUGGGGUGAUGACAUCUACCCGCUGAGCGACCAGCGCCAGUGGCGGUUGUUUGGCGAGUACCAUUAUGUUACGGGACCGCGGGGGCCCAAGGCCAAGUUCCUAGAGCGGCGCAAGGUGUGCCAGACAGAGAAGUGCACGAUUGUGGACAGCAUUGAGGCGGGCAAGAAGUCGGCUUGGUAUUAG